UAUUUUUUAAAGAUCUUUGUCACAUUUCUACUUCUCAAAAGUCUAAAAUUGCUCUCAAACAGAAUAAAAUAGAUUUUUUAGAAACAUCAUUUUUAUGAGUUACUGUAGUAUUCAAAUUUCGUAAGGAAAUUUCUGUUCACCUGUUUACAGAUUUUACCUCGUUUAUGAUAUCGAGACAUUUGAAGUGUUGUGAAAAAUGACAAAAUUUGGAUCAUACAAAUGUAAUUUGAGGCCAUUAUUUCAAGUAUACAUUUUAAUGAAAAUAUUAUGUCCAAAUCUCAAUAUUUUCUUUAGAAAAAUGAAUGUUGACCAUUUUGAAAAGGAUUUAUCCUACAUAUCAUUCAUGAUUCCAAGUUUUAGGAUGACUUACUGUGCUUAUUUCUGAAAAGAUCAUAAAUUAUAUUUCAACAUUUUCAUCCUAAUAAAGGAAAUAAGAAAAUAAAAAAUAAAACUUGCACAUUCAAUUUUACGAAAAAAACAACAAUCAGAUAACAUAAAAUUCAAAGAAUAUCAUGCUUGGAUGAAAUUUUCCUUGUGAUAAAUCAUGUCUUUUAAUCAUAGUUUAUGAAAUACAGAACAGGUCAAAAAUUGAAAAAAAAUAAAUAUACAUAUAUCUAUUCCUACAAAGGAGGGGAAGACAUGGAUUUCAAACAAAAUUAUGAAACCAUCUUAUAACUCUUGAAUAUAUAUAUAUAUACAUAUGUGUGUACACACACACACACACACAUUUAUAUACAGAAAUGAAUAGUACAAUGAAGACUACCUCUGAGCCACCAAAAGCUUCACUGGAGGAACAAGCCUCAAAUGUGCCAAGCUUAUCCAUUCUACUUCAAACCACAAUAUUAGGGUUUACAUUUGUUGUUGGACAUAUCAUGCGGCAAAAAAAUAUCCUCAUCAUCCAUGAGGCAGGCAUUGCUCUUCUCUUGGGUGUUUUUGUUGGCUUGAUGAUAACUUUGAUGGGUGACAAUGGAUUUAAGACUUGGAUAAACUUCAACAACCACUUUUUCUUUUAUGUUUUGCUACCUCCAAUCAUAUUUGAUUCAGGAUGGAGUUUAAAACCAAGUCAUUUCUUUUCAAAUUUUGGGGCAAUAUGCACCUUUGCCUUUUUAGGGACUAUCAUCUCCACAUUCGUGAUUGGGGUUCUAUUAUGGAUGUUUGGGUUCAUGGGUUGGACAUAUUCAAUGCCUUUUCUUGUAUCACUUACAUUUGGUGCUCUAAUAUCUGCCACGGACCCCGUCACCGUUCUCGCAAUAUUUAAUGUGCUUGAAGUGGAUGCAGAUUUGAAGGCUUACGUGUUUGGGGAAUCUGUAUUAAAUGAUGCUGUGGCUAUUGUUACUUAUAGGACAUUAAUGUCAUUUGUUGGCACUACAAUCACUGGCCAAGGGAUUCUAAAUGCAAUACUGUAUUUCGUAGGGAUUUUUGUGGGAUCUCUUUUUAUAGGAGUCUUUGCUGCACUGGCAAGUGCUUUGCUGUUCAAAUAUGGAUCCCUUCAUCAAGAAGAAGAGUUGACAACAUUGGAGGUUUGUUUGGUGGUUUUAUUCCCAUAUGCAUCCUACAUGCUCGCUGACGGCCUCAAUCUUUCUGGAAUAGUUGCCAUCUUAUUUGCAGGCAUUGGGAUGAGGUAUUACACAGCUCCAAAUUUAUCAUUAGCAGCCACUCAAUUAACAACAAGUUUUUUUCAGAUGUUAGCCAAACUAUCAGAAACGUUUGUAUUUAUUUACAUGGGUGUUGCUAUGUUUCUUGAACAACUAAGUUGGCAUAGUUUUGGAUUUACAUUUUUUACAAUUAUAAGUUGUUUAAUUGCAAGGAUAGCAAAUAUCUAUCCUUGCUCUUGGUUGAUAAAUCUCAGAAGACCAAUCUCCAAAAAAAUUCCCACAAGAUUUCAACAUGCAUUAUGGUUUAGCGGACUCAGAGGAGCAAUGGCCUUUGCUCUUGCAUCACAAUCUGUUGUUGAUCUUCCCAAAGACUAUGGUCGAAUAUACCUUACCUCAACUCUUUUUACAAUAUUUUUCACUGUACUAUUUAUAGGUGGAUCAACAGCUCAAGUAUUGAAAUACCUUGAAAUCGAAUUUCAUGUGAGUAAAGAUGAUGUGGCAAAUCAAGUAUCAAAUAAAAAUGAGGAUGAGGAAGAGCAGGAGCUUGAAAACAUACCCAUUGUGGAAAAUAAAAUGAUUUUCUCAACUAUUUCUCAAAAACAUAAAACCAUUCUUCAAAAUAAACUACAAAAGUUUGAACAAGCGGCAUCGUUUGCUAAGUUGGAUGAGAAAUACAUCAAACCAUUCUUAGCACCAAGUAGUUUAGAAGGAUCUAUCAGAUCAACAAAGCAACAAGAAGGACUCAGAAGAGACGAAUCUUAACCAAAUGUUUGGAAUAAUAAAAUUGUGAACAUAAAAUAUUUCUGUUUUUUUUUUGAAUAUUAUAUUGAUUUGUUUUUUAUUUUAUUUUUAUUUUUACAUGAUUCAUUUAUCUUUAUAGUGUUCUUUGAUUUCCACUUAUAAACAAAGAAAAAGAAAAGCGAAGUAAAACUUAGGUGCUAAAUCCUUGCAGAACAUUCCUUAUGUAAUUAGGGUCUUAGAUUUGAAAAAUAAUGGAGAAAAUUUCAAUGAUUAGUUAUUUAUUUAUUUAUUUUAUUCCACAUUUAAAUUUUAUUUUUUAUUUUACUUAUGAAUUUCAUGGAAUUUGAGAUAAAAUGAACCAUUUGUGAUACUGAACUCUUUCAAUAUUUUAAAUAAUUAUAGAGGAUAGAUUUGAAGUAAUCAAAUGUAUGAGAGGAUAAUGUUUUUAUGACAAUGACACUUUUUUGUAUUGUAAAAUCUUGGAUCAUUUAUUUA
This is a messenger RNA of Physcomitrium patens, 2831 nucleotides long. The record is from RefSeq and is a predicted model, not a curated record. NCBI's taxonomy places the organism in Eukaryota, Viridiplantae, Streptophyta, Bryopsida, Funariales, Funariaceae.